Messenger RNA from Setaria italica (foxtail millet), 1591 nucleotides. RefSeq names its product peptidyl-prolyl cis-trans isomerase FKBP42. Gene Ontology annotation, molecular function: peptidyl-prolyl cis-trans isomerase activity; protein binding. The coding region runs from base 298 to 1401 and encodes 367 amino acids. The record is from RefSeq and is a predicted model, not a curated record. The transcript has 7 exons. Lineage: Eukaryota; Viridiplantae; Streptophyta; Magnoliopsida; Poales; Poaceae.
GGCCGGUACGGUGGAGCUUACCAACCAGUGGGCUCUUGGGCCCAAGAAAGAUCGAAGUCGUCUUCAUCUUCUCGCCUUCUUCACUGCGUACGGGUACAGUACAGAUGCUUGUGUCGUCCCCGUCGUCGAAUUUUAUUCUACAGGCUCACCCAACCCCGGAUCCAUGGUGGAUGGACUGAUCCACUUUGAUUUGAAUUGAAUACUCUGCACUGCAGCACGCCAGUAAAUUCACCAUCCAACCCGUGCAGCCUAGAAGUUUCCGCCGGCCGGCGGUCUCCCGGCCAGACACCCGCAGCGAUGGCCGUCGAAGAAGAUGCGGCGCCUGCAGCCGCCGCCGCCGCUGGCUCCAGUGAUAAUGAGAUAACAGUGGAAGAUGCCUCUUUUGUGCAUACUGAACCUCCCCAGGAUGGCAGUGCCCCACCCGUGGUCUCGUCCGAUAUGGAGGUCCUUCGUGAUAAAGUUAGGAAACAAGUCAUCAAAGAAGGCCAUGGCAAGAGACCCUUAAAAUUUGCAACGUGCUUUGUGCACUAUAGAGCAUGGGUUCAAGGAUCAUCUCAUAAAUUUGAGGAUACGUGGCAGGAACAGCAUCCGAUUGAACUAGUACUUGGAAAAGAGAAAAAGGAAAUGUCUGGUUUAGGCAUUGGUGUCAGCAACAUGAGAAGUGGGGAGCGUGCGUUGUUGCAUGUUGGUUGGGAGCUAGGCUAUGGCAAAGAAGGAAGCUUUUCAUUCCCAAAUGUCCCUCCAAUGGCAGACCUUGUUUAUGAAGUUGAACUUAUUGGAUUUGAUGAUAUCAAAGAGGGGAAAGCCCGAAGUGACAUGACAGUUGAGGAGAGGAUCGCAGCUGCAGACAGGAGAAAGAUUGAAGGCAAUGAGUAUUUCAAAGAAAAGAAGCUUGAGGAGGCCAAGCAGCAAUAUGAAAUGGCAAUUGCGUACAUGGGAGACGAUUUCAUGUUUCAAUUGUUUGGGAAGUACAGAGACAUGGCCUUGGCUGUGAAAAAUCCAUGUCAUCUCAACAUGGCUGCAUGCCUUAUCAAACAAAAUAGAUUCAAUGAAGCUAUUGUUCAAUGUAGCAUCGUCUUGUCAGAGGACGAAAGUAAUGUGAAAGCAUUGUUCAGGCGAGGAAAAGCUAAAUCUGAACUAGGCCAGACAGAAUCCGCCAGGGAGGAUUUCCAGAAAGCGAAGAAAUACUCCCCAGAAGACAAGGAGAUCCUUCGGGAGCUCCGGUUGCUCGCGGAACAAGACAAGGCUCUGUACGAAAAGCAGAAGGAGCUGUACAAAGGUCUCUUUGGGCCAAGGCCUGAAGUGAAACCAAAGAAGGCAAACUACCUGGCUAUUUUCUGGCAGUGGCUGGUGUCCUUGAUUCGUUAUCUGGUUCGGAUGUUCAAACAUAAGAAUGAGUAGGGUAGUUUACCUGGAAAUUGUUUAGAAUUGGUGCUCGAGAUUCCGUGGCCAUGAUGACCAACCUUGUACUAUAAAACUGGAAUUUCUGCUGAACUGUAAUCAACCUUGUACUUGAGCAGUGAACUUUUCAAAAAUGUAUUUGAGCAGUUGGGAUCAAAUAUAGUUGUUACGAACUCUUUACAGUGUCGUA